CUUGGAUAAACUUUACUUUUCUUAUGUCUGAUGUGUGUUGUUGUCCGGCAAACGCAUGAUGCAAUAGGCACCAUCCAUAAACCCAUGUUGCGUAACUCGGCGUAACUGCGAUUUGUAACAUACUAUUAGGGCUAAAAGGCAUUCUAUAGCAGUUAGGGCAUACUCUACUAAGUAAUGCAGUAUGAACCCAGCGACACAUCCGUGCGUUUGCAACCGGCGUCAGGCUUGGUCGCGUGCACCACGCCUGGGCAUUGGCGAACGAGCACACCGUAGCGUGAUAUGUCGUGUUCUGGCUCCCCCAGAGGCACCUGGCAAGCGGCCCAGGUCGGUGGAUGCUGCGGCACCUCCGCCUCCAACUACUCCGUCCGGAGACUUCUGGAGCAGCACAACCAGCUUUGCCUCCCAGUUACUCAGUCACUUUCGGGUGCCGACUUUCCCUAUUCCGUCGCCGGACGUGGUGCUGCGCGAGGCCUCGACAAAGGAGCGAGAGCUGCAGAAUGCGAAGCCGCUAGUGGACAUCAGCGCAUUCCUGUCGCCUGUGGGCAUUUGGGAGCUUAAGCAUAUCCGGAAGCUGUCAUCUCUGACCUCUCUUACAUACUACAUGGAUUUGGUGACGCCCCGGCGGCUGUACCGCAUGCACCGCGUGGAGCUCGUCACCACCUCACGUGCCUGCCAGAUCCGGCCGUACGAACACUCCAAGACGGCGGAGGAGGUGGGCGCUGACGGCGACGGCAUGGCGGUCUCCUUCCAGGAGGUGGCGCAGGUGUACGAACGGGUUGGCGGCGAGGACGUCGCUGCGGCCGCGGCAGCGGUGGCGGCGGAAGCAGCAGCAGCUGCUGCUGCGCCGGCGGUGGCAGCGGCGGGAACGGCGGGAGCGCACCCGGGGACGACGGCUGCGGCCACGGGAGGUGGUGGAGGCAGUGCGAACGGAGCAGCUGGCGGUGGUGGAAGCGGGUGGUCGUUAGGGCCCAGCUGGCCGGGGGCAAUCGGCAUGGCGCCGCCGUCUUCGACGCAGGUCGCAACGCCGUCGCCGUCAUCGACCUCACCGCACCCGCCGUCGCACCUACAACGGCACUCUGAGUCACAGCCCUACCACGGUCCAAGCGGCAUCGGCGGCGGGCCCGCAUGGCCUCUCCCCCCAGCCGCCGCAGCAGCGGCAGCCUCAGGACCCCAGCCGCCCCAACCUCAGCCCCCGGGCAGCGCAGCCGCCGUCGCUGCUGCCGCCGUCGCAGCAGCCGCUGCAUCCUCCUCCUCCUCUCAGGCCGCGCUGGUGCGCAUGCUGCGUUCCCCCGCUGAGGCGGCUUCCGCGGUGGUUCGUGAGAAGCUGCUGGAGGCCAUGCGGCUGGCGGAGGGCAUCAAGCUGGCGGAGGUGGCGUCGGCAGCCGCCAAGCACGGUGCCAGCCUGGCGUGGCUGCCCAUCGGCGGCUCCCUUGUGGGUGCAAACAACCGGGCCAGCAUCGCGGUGGUGCCCCCUCCACCACCUUCGUCACCCUCACAAUCGCAGUCACAGUCACAGCAGCAGUCAGCGAGCGCCGGAGGAGCCGCUGUCAGUGGUGGCGGCGGCGAGGGCCCUGCCACAGCUGCCCCGUCUUGGUCGCCCCAGGGACUGGCAAUGAGUUCUUCAGCCUCCUCAUCAGCAGCCGCGUCGUCGUCGACGUCGCUUGACGGUGGCCGUGUGAAGGCCACCGCAGCGGGCAUUGCGGCCGUCGCGACCUCCCAACUCCGCCAACAAGCCGCUGCCUCCACCUCUUCCUCCUCCUCCUUGACGUUCGCCUCUAGCUCCACGUUUGCCUGCCCCUCCGAGUGGUUUGUGGUGGACGACCCCGCCAGCCACACUCGCACCUUUGUGAUCCAGGGCUCCGACACGCUGGACCACUGGAAGCUCAACCUCACGUUCGACCCGGUGGUGUUCGAGGACCCCGCGCUGGGGGUCAAGGUUCACCGGGGGGUGUACGAGGGGGCCCUGGCGCUGUACGACAGGUUCCUGCCGCUCGUGUACGAGCACCUGGAGGCCUCGCCCUUCUCCAAGAUCACAUUCACGGGCCACUCCAUCGGCGGCAGUCUAGCCACGCUGCUGCUGCUCAUUUACCGCACCCGGGGGGUGCUGCCGCCUCACAGCAUCGCAACCGUCUACACCUUUGGCUCCCCAGCGGUGUUUUGCCAGACGCACGCGUCGGUACACCACCACUGUAGCAGCCACCCGAAUGGCACCAGCGGUGUUGACGCCGAGGGGGCCACCGUGGAUGUGAAGGUUUGCAAUGGCAACGUUUCACCUACCUCCCUCGCUUCUUCGACUGCCUCCGCUGGAUCUGGAUCGUGGUGGGAUGUAUCCGCAUCGCUGUCGGCUUCGGUUGCGAGUCUGGGAAGUGCGAGCAGCGUUAACAGCUUCGAGGACCCGGGCACUGCCUCCUUGGUUGUGCCCCACACCACCUCUCCCUCCUCCUCUCCCACCACCAGCAGCCACAGCCCCAGCUGCGCCUGCGCCUGCGGUGCGGACACGCUGCUCGCCCGGCUGCAGCUGCCGCCGCACGUCAUACGCAACGUGGUGAUGGCUCGGGACGCGGUGCCGCGCGCCUUUGCCUGCGACUACCGGCCCGUGGCUGACAUCAUCAAGGGCUGGGGCAGCUCCUUCCGCGACCACUGCUGCCUCAACAGGCACGGUCGAAAGCACCUGUACUACUUUGUCGGCCGCAUGUGCAUCCUGCAGCCCGACUCCAGACACACCUUCGUGAGCAGCGACGCGGACCACCCCAUGCUGCCCCCCGGGCCCGAACUCUACUUCCUGACCGACCUGCCGCACCCCUGGCCGCCCAACAACAACAACAACAGCUCCGCCGCCUCCUGCUGCUCCCCCCAUGCCACCACCACGACUGCUCCUACUCAAGCCGCCACCGCCGAUAGCGCAGCUGCCGCCGCCGCGGGCGCUUCUGCGCUCGUGACAUCCCCGGCUGCUGCUGCAUCAGCAGCUGAUAACGCUGCUGCUGCUUCUCUCUCAAACGCCACAUGCAGCAACAGCGGCGGCGGCGGCGGCGGCGGCUACCACGCGAACGGUACGAUUGAUUUGGCGGCAUCACCAUCACCACCACCACCAUCAUCAUCACUAUCGGUUCCCCGCCCCGCGGCCCGCAAUGUGGUGGAGGCGGUGUGGGAGUUCAUGGACUGUCCCCACCCGCUGGAGACGCUGGCGGACCCGGGGGCCUACCUGGCGAGUGGCACCAUCUCGCGAUACCACAACCCGGACAACUACACGCGCGCCCUGGGCCGGCUGAAGCACCUGAAGAGGUUGGAGGAG
Molecule: messenger RNA, 3292 nt
Organism: Astrephomene gubernaculifera
Lineage: Eukaryota; Viridiplantae; Chlorophyta; Chlorophyceae; Chlamydomonadales; Astrephomenaceae
Source: the annotation of a GenBank genome assembly